UUCCCUGCAGCGCAAUUUGUCAGUGUGAAUUGUGCCGCUCGUACGCAUGUCUGCUCAUUCCGGCCACAGAAGGUACGAGGACCUGACUGCUGGAAGCAUUCAAGCGUCGCUCUGCGCUCUUCAUCAUGUUUUUGUUACAGUUUUGAGCUCGUUUUCUGUCUUUUUCUCCCCCUCGUCUUCCUUCUGAAGCCUCAGAGCUGCCUGGUACCAGGAGGAGCAGCAGCAGGAGGAAGCCAAGGAGAAGAAUGCAACAUUUUACCGCUGCUCAAGUGUUAGUUCUGCACCGAUUUCCACGAUAAGGGAGAUUUUUACUCUUUUUUUUUUUUAAAGAACAGCGUUACGCCUUUGUUGUCCCCAAUGCACGGGCUCUAGAAACGAGAGGAGGAAAACGGAGGAUCGCGCUGCAACGUUGCAAGAGCUCAACAGCAAGAGAGCCAAAGGAGACCCCGAGCUGCAGGGUGUCCCCCUACACCCAGAGGAACCAUGUCAUCCACCAAAUUCAAGAAGGAUAAGGAGAUCAUAGCAGACUACGAGACCCAAGUGAAAGAGAUCCGUAACCAGCUGGUGGAGCAGUUCAAAUGCUUGGAGCAGCAGUCUGAGUCUCGUAUCCAGCUGCUGCAGGACCUGCAGGAGUUCUUCCGCCGGAAAGCAGAGAUAGAACUGGAAUACUCCCGCAGCUUAGAGAAACUGGCUGAGAGGUUCUCCUCCAAGAUUCGCAGCUCCAGAGAACACCAACAGUUUAAGAAAGAUCAGCACUUGCUGUCCUCAGUAAACUGCUGGUAUCUGGUGCUGAACCAGACGAGGCGCGAGAGCCGUGACCAUGCCACCCUCAGUGACAUCUACACCAACAAUGUUAUCGUCCGCUUGGCUCAGAUCAGCGAGGACGUCAUUCGUCUGUUCAAGAAGAGCAAGGACAUUGGGAUCCAGAUGCACGAGGAGCUGGUGAAGGUGACAAAUGAACUCUACACUGUGAUGAAAACAUACCACAUGUACCACACUGAGAGCAUCAGUGCAGAGAGCAAGCUCAAAGAUGCUGAGAAGCAGGAGGAGAAGCAAUUCAGCAAGUCCGGAGAUCUCAACGUUAACCUGCUGCGCCACGAGGACCGCCAACCGAGGCGCAGCACCGCCAGGAAAAUUGAGAAGAUGAAAGAGAAGAGGCAAGCCAAGUAUUCAGAGAAUAAGCUGAAAUGCACAAAAGCCCGGAAUGACUAUUUGUUGAACCUGGCGGCAACAAAUGCAGUGGUGGCAAAAUAUUACAUCCAUGACGUCUCUGAUAUGAUUGAUUGUUGUGACCUGGGCUACCACGCUAGCUUGGCACGCACCUUCAGGACCUACUUAUCUGCUGAGUACAACUUGGAGACGUCGCGCCACGAGGGACUGGAUAUCAUCGAGAAUGCAGUGGACAACCUGGACUCCCGCAGUGACAAGCACAAGAUCAUGGAUAUGCAUAACCAGGUGUUCUGCCCUCCGAUGCGCUUUGAAUACCUGCCACACAUGGGAGACGAGGUGUGCCAGGUCAGCGCCCAGCAGCCGGUCCAGACUGAACUCCUGAUGCGCUACCACCAGCUGCAGUCUCGCUUAGCGACACUAAAGAUUGAAAAUGAGGAGGUGAGGAAGACCUUGGAUGCCACCAUGCAAACACUGCAGGACAUGCUGACAGUGGAGGACUUUGAUGUGUCAGAUGCCUUUCAGCACAGCCGCUCCACUGAAUCCAUUAAGUCUGUGGCCUCCGAGUCCUACAUGAGCAAACUCAAUGUAGCCAAGAGGAGAGCGAACCAACAGGAGACGGAGAUGUUCUACUUUUCAAAAUUCAAGGAGUACCUGAACGGCAGUAACCUCAUCAUUAAGCUGCAAGCCAAGCAUGACUUGCUGAAGCAGACACUGGGUGAAGGGGAAAGGGCAGAGUGUGGGACAACAAGGCCCCCCACCCUUCCCCCUAAACCACAGAAAAUGCGGAAGCCUCGGCCUCGCUCCGUGUAUAACCAUAAGCUGUUUAACGGCAAUAUGGAGACCUUCAUCAAGGAUUCAGGUCAACCCAUUCCACUUGUUGUUGAAAGCUGUAUCAGAUACAUCAAUCUAUAUGGUUUGCAGCAGCAAGGCAUAUUCCGUGUGCCAGGAUCACAGGUGGAGGUCAAUGAUAUUAAAAACUCAUUUGAGAGAGGUGAAGAUCCCUUGAUUGACGACCAGAAUGAGCAUGACAUUAACUCAGUGGCAGGUGUGCUGAAGCUGUACUUCAGAGGACUGGAGAACCCCCUCUUCCCAAAGGAGCGUUUCCUGGACUUCAUCUCCACCAUCAAGCUGGAGUCUGGAGCUGAGAGAGCUCAUCACAUCCAGCAGAUUGUUGUCACUCUUCCUCGCACCAUCAUAAUCGUCAUGAGAUACCUGUUUGCUUUUCUCAAUCAUCUUUCCCAGUACAGCGAUGAGAACAUGAUGGAUCCGUAUAAUUUAGCUAUCUGCUUCGGUCCAACCCUGAUGCCCAUCCCAGACGGCCAGGAUCCUGUAGCCUGUCAGGCUCACGUUAACGAGGUCAUCAAGACCAUCAUUAUCCACAAUGAAGUCAUCUUUCCAAAUCAGCGUGAGCUUGAUGGCCCAGUGUAUGAGAAGUGCAUGACCGGGGGUGAAGAGUACUGCUCCCAUAGUGACAGCCCCCACAGUGAACCAGGAACCAUUGAUGAGGCCGAUAAUGGAACUGAACCACACACCAGUGACGAAGAGGUUGAACAGAUUGAGGCCAUCGCCAAGUUUGACUACGUCGGACGUAGUCCAAGGGAGCUGUCAUUCAAGAAGGGAGCGUCUCUGCUUCUAUAUCACCGAGCAUCUGAAGACUGGUGGGAGGGCCGACACAAUGGCGUGGACGGCCUCAUCCCACAUCAAUACAUUGUAGUACAAGACCUGGAUGAUGCAUUCUCAGAUAACCUCAGUCAGAAAGCAGAUAGUGAAGCCAGCAGCGGACCUUUACUGGAAGAUAAGGGUUCAUCCAAAAAUGAUGUCCCUUCACCAUGUGAGCAGUCACCUGAUUAUAACUUUGGAGGAGUCAUGGGGAGGGUCAGGUUACGAUCUGACGGAGCUGCAAUCCCCCGUCGUCGGAGCGGUACAGACACCCACAGCCCAACCAGAGUGGCUGACACUCCUCCACGGGCUGCGGCCUGUCCGAGCAGCCCUCACAAGGUCGCCAUCAACAAGGGUCGAAUGGAGAGCCCAGAAAAAAGACGCCUUGGUACUUUUGGCAGUGCAGGCAGCAUCAACUACCCAGACAGGAAGGCCUAUCCCGAGGGCCACCCGCUGAGACCAGUUCCAGGGGCCACUCGUCACAGCAGCCUCGGGGACCACAAAUCACUGGAGACUGAGGCUCUGGCUGAGGACAUAGAGAAGACGAUGACCACAGCGCUUCAUGAGCUGCGUGAGCUGGAGCGACAGAACACCGUCAAACAGGCUCCUGACGUGGUCUUGGACACUCUGGAGCCGAUGAAGAACCCGGUCAGCUCAGAACCUGGCAGUCCGCUUCACACCAUCAUGAUCCGCGACCCGGAUGCAGCCAUGCGCCGCAGCAACAGCUCCACCUCUGAGAUGAUGACCACCUUCAAACCCGCUCUCUCCGCCCGGCUGGCUGGGGCUCAGCUACGCCCCCCACCCAUGAGGCCAAUGCGCCCCCCUCCGACACAGCACCGCUCCAGCAGCUCCAGCUCCUCAGGUGUGGGCAGCCCCGCCGUGACUCCUACCGAGAAGAUGUUCCCAAGUAACAGCUCAGCUGCAGGCUCUAAUAUGAAUAUUUCUAGCGAUGGCGGGGAUAAGUCUGGUACCAUGUAGCAAAGGUGCAAUCUGCUAAGUGAGGAAGCUGUAAAGCUUCCAAGUGAGGGGAAAAGCUGAAGAAAAACAUGUGCCGUUGAGUGAAAAGCAGAUUUGAUUAUCUUCCUCGCUGUUUGAGUGAAUUCAUAUGUAUAGGAAGCUCCUUGAGCUUCUAAAGUGAGUUACCAUGGCGAUAAAGCGGUUAAAGAAGCUGUAGAGCCGGGAUAGCAUAAAUCGCUCAGCUGUCUUUGAAACUUGAUUUAACUACAGUAAAUGUGCAUACGAGUACGUGUAUUUUUGUUUUACCUCAGUUCCAACAAAGGUCUGUGGCCUCGUGCUCUCGUUUUGGAGACACUUUGGAUGCAAGUGAAGCAAUACUUGUGUGAAAUUUGGUUUUUCAGCCAUCACAUGUAGUCCAGCUGAUGUUUCGGUCACUGCUGUUGAUGUGUGAAGACACCUCAGCUGGACUUCAAACUAAAAUACCACGUCUGUUUACCAUUUAGGGCACAGGCCUUAUGGCUGUACAUACCAACUUACUUGAAUUCACCAUGCUUUCUGUUUGUAUUAUAAUACAGUGGAUGUUCAGCAAAGUAAAAACAUAGUGAUAUUUAAUUGUGCAUGCAGGGACUGGAAAAAAUAAGGGACACAUUAAAGAUUUAAUAGAUUUGCAAUGAUAUGGUCAGUGAACAAGCUUGUUAAUUAUUUUAAGAAUAAAAAAUUUGUUUAAAACCUUAUUCACGACUAAAAUCAAGUUUCACAUGUCCGAAUGUUUGAAAAACUAAUACCUUGUUAUCAGACAGUGUUAUGUUUUAAAGUUGCCAUUUGUGUGGCAUAACGACAAAAGAUGAAGCAUCGUGGCAUGAAGGUGACCUCUGAAGUCUUACUAAUCAAUAUGACAAUACUAAAAGCAAGUCAUCCACCACCGUCAUGCAGUUGAACAGUGGGCAGACUAAUGUGGCUGUUUCCAUGCGUUUUUUUUCUCUGUACUGUAUAAAUGAAAUGCAGGAAACUAAUGCACCAACUCAUGUAGGAGCCCUGUGGUAAACUUGUACAUAAUAUAUAGCUAGUAACUUUUAAGUGUUAAGCGUGUACAGGUUAAUAUGGGAGAGAAAAAGGCGAAGAGAUGGUGUGAAUGACGCUUGUAAAGAUCAUGAACCGCCUCUUUAUCAUCUCCAGUAAGAUCAGACGUUUUAUUUGACUGUAAAAUAGAGUUGUAUGCCAUGUACUGUGUGCUUAGAAUGCAUUUGGUAACUGUACUGUAGAAAACUAAUUGCUGUUGAACAGACCACCAAGGCUGAAUUUAUGCUCUCCAUUAUGUUUUUGACUUAUUUUCCCAUCCUGACACAGUUUGCAGAAGUGUUUCCUGUUCAGUUCUGAUUCCAAUGAAUUCUGAUUCAUUUCUAAAGAAACAGGAAAAAGUCCCCUGUGACAUUUCCUCUUUCAUAUUCAAACUGCUAUGCUCAUCCUUGAAGAACCUGAGUAGUAGAUGUUGUAACUGUACUAUUAGAGCAGCCUCCUUCCUUUCUGCCUUCUGGUUUUUAUUGGAGGAUAACUGAAUAAGAACAUUUAAGUGUUUAUAUCUACUGUACCUCUUGUCAUUCUGACAGCUCUAAUCCAGAGACCUUGUAAUCCGCAUCCCAAAGAGCCUGCUCUGUUCUGCAUGUUUUGCGCUGUAAUGUGGGACUCGUAUUAUGUCAGACUCGAUGGCUGUAUGUGGUGCCUUGCCUUGGUGAAACGCACAAAUUAGUUCAAUACUGAUUGAUUUUUUUUUCUUCAAAGAAACUGGCCUUAAUAUUUCCGGGGUUGAGAAUAAUGAAUUAAGCCACUUGUAGCAGUUACUAAAAUAAAAACGAAGAAUAAAACAACGCUUGAUUGAAGAAAAUCAAAAAAGAAACAAGAAAAUUAAACUAACUGAAUCCUUAGCAUGUAAACCGGGCACUGAUUCCACUGUCAACUACAGAUGUGUGCUGUGAAUUGAAAAUAUUUGCUUGCUGUCAAUGCAAUGUUUACUUUUUAAUUGUCACAGACGGAUGUAAUAAAAUCCAGGGUGGGAGGAUUGUUAAGAACAGAGAGCUUGUACACCCAGAAAAAAAAAAAAGGCAAUAUAGCAUUUAAAGUCAAAUAGUGCACUCACACCCUCUGCUGGUUCGUCCUGGUAUUGCUUACUCUUGUCCUGAACCGACAGAUGCUGUCACCUCUCACGGGCAUUAUAAUCUGGAGCAUUUAUUACGAUGCCUAAACUCGUCCAUGUUGUUCUAAUCGUCUUAUCGUCCUGGUUACGAUUUUGCACCAUCUAUGAAGUUGAUGUUACGAAAAAAAAAAAAAAAAGCAUUCGUUUAUUGAAAUACGAAGAAAGCACACAAUUUUCAAAGGUAAAAUAAUCAUGUUUAACUAGUUUUUUUUUUUUAUUAUUAUUUAUAGACACUUGUGUAUGUGGAGCAGGAAAUUUGAGUGCCUUUUGCGCACAACAUCAAUUUUUAUUGGACUUUUACUUUUUUACUUUUCUAACUGUAAUAUGUUGUCUAUUAGUUGUCAUGUUCGUUAUGAACAAAUGUUGCCUUGUUGUCCUUAAUUUCUAAUGCGACUCAUUUGUCAAGCCACCAUAAGGAUGAAAUGCGUUGUGUAAAGAUAUUCCACUUUGAGUCUCAGAAGAAUCAUCAAGAUCCGCUCGUCUGUGUUUGGGUGAACCCUGGAGAACGGGACUCAUAAAAACUACUGUAUACAUAAUCUACUGGUAAAGUUCAGUAGAAUCAUCUCAAAAUAUUUCCUUCGUCUUUUUUUGUUUCUUUGUUUUCCCUGUGAACUGCCUGUGCUGUGGUUGAGCCUUUAAUUCUCGUCAUUUAGCUCCUUCUCUUUGAAGGAAAAGUCAUUGCAGUGUUGUUGGUAACAGCAGGACUGACUCUCAUCGUCCCCAUGUAUGAUGCUACGCUGACAUUUUCUUUCCUGGAAUGUAUGUUGAAAAAUGGGUUACACUGUUUGUCUGCUGACAUGAGGAGACAGUACGCUAAUAUUCCAAUAGAACAUCACAGAGAGAGCAGAAAGAAGCCCUGCAGGGGGGAUCAGAGUGUGAGCUGCUGUCACACUGUUUACCUUCUCUUUAGCUGUUUGUCUAGUGAUGCUGUUUGUUGAUGAGUGUCUGGUUGGUUCAAACCUGUGAUGUAAUGUACAUCAGACCACUGACUGGGUGUUGAAAACUCCUGCGUCCAAAUAAAAACCAUUAAGCUCUGUGA
Molecule: messenger RNA, 7016 nt
Organism: Acanthochromis polyacanthus (spiny chromis)
Lineage: Eukaryota; Metazoa; Chordata; Actinopteri; Pomacentridae
Gene: srgap3
Product: SLIT-ROBO Rho GTPase activating protein 3
Exons: 22
Coding region: 484-3807 (1107 amino acids)
Biological process (GO): signal transduction; negative regulation of cell migration
Cellular component (GO): cytoplasm
Molecular function (GO): protein binding
Source: RefSeq, a predicted model, not a curated record